Mercenaria mercenaria is the source of this 420-nucleotide messenger RNA. Its product is annotated as D-erythrulose reductase-like. Gene Ontology annotation, molecular function: carbonyl reductase (NADPH) activity; L-xylulose reductase (NADPH) activity. Gene Ontology annotation, biological process: xylulose metabolic process; glucose metabolic process. The record is from RefSeq and is a predicted model, not a curated record. NCBI's taxonomy places the organism in Eukaryota, Metazoa, Mollusca, Bivalvia, Venerida, Veneridae. The coding region runs from base 1 to 420 and encodes 139 amino acids. The transcript has a single exon.
AUGACAGGACUUAAUUUAGCUGGAAAGAACAUUUUAGUAACCGGGGCCGGGAGGGGUUUAGGCCGAGCUAUUGCCGUUGCCCUUGCUGAGCAUGGCAGCAAAGUGUUUGCUCUAAGCCGCACCCCAUCCAUCCUAGAAUCACUUGUAAAAGAACAACCGAGUAUAGAACGGAUUGUGGCUGAUGUUUCGUGCUGGGAAGAGACUAGAUGUAAACUUGAAGACCUCAGAACGAUGGCUGGAAUAUAUACCACGGACCCGGCUACUAUGGUGACGAAAGAAAAAAUAUAUAAGGUGUUGGAUACAAACUUUCUCGGUGUUAUCAACUGUUCGCAAGUAGUUGCAAGUAAAAUGAUCCAAGAUGAAAAGCCGGGAUCUAUAGUAAAUGUGUCGAGUAUUACUAGAUUAUUAUAUCUAGCCUAA